AUGUCCUCACUCACAUCAGUUGGUGUUAAUAAAAACAAAAAGGGCUUUGCACCCAAACUAAGCAAACGUAAAGAUCGAAAAGAGCGUAAACCAACUACUGCGUCCACUUCAGCAAAGGCAGCUACAGAUGAUCCUCUGACAACUGAAGCAGCUGCACCCUCCUUAGAUGAGCCAGCAUCUACACUUACAAGUAAAACUACAGAUAACGAUGCCAUUGCACCACCACCAUCAACAGUAGAAACCCAAAUAGCAGUGAAAGUGCAAUCUACAUCAGUAUUUGUGGAGGAAAUCGCCUCACCCAUUGAUCCCAAAAGCGAAUAUUUGACAGCGGAAGAGAUAGCUAUUAAUGCUGCUGUGUCAAGUCGAAAGAGAAGACGAGUCUCCAAGGAAGAGCCUGACAAUAUGUCACCCUCAUCUCAGUCUCACAGCAUCAAGGAACCCUCGCCAGUGCGUGAAGCUUCUCCUUCAGAAACCACAAACAAGCCAGAUUGCACUUUCGACAAACUUCUCUUGAAAAUUGAAAGCGUGUCAUCAGAUUCUAAAGAAACCUUAGGCCAAGUUGAUGAAGAACCUCAGCAGCUCCACCAAAAGGAUAAUGUUGAAGAGCAUGUGCGUGUCAGAAAGGAAAGCGUCGCUCCUAAAGUGGAUAACAACGUACCCAAGAUGGAUGUUAACGAUGAUAUCGACUACACCGAUUUAUUGGCCAGUGGAGAAGAUGGCGAUGUGGACGUAGAUGGCGAUGUUCCCGUUGAAAGGCUGAUGCCUGUGUAUAUUGAUAUUGGUCAAACAGAUCCUAACGCUACUCCAAUGAAUGGCGGUGAAAGCUCGACAAGACCAGCUACAAAGAGAACAAGUGCAAGAUCAUCUAAAUUGGCUGCAAAUAACAGAUUGAAGGGAACCAGAUAUACAUCGGGAGCAGAAGACGAUGACGAUCAAUACGAAGAGGAAGCAGAAGAACCAGAGCAGCCCAAGAAGAAGAAGAAGAUUAAGCCAUUGAAGCCCAAGGGAAAAGGAAAAGAGAAAGAAAAGUCCAUAGUCAAGGGCAAAUCGAAAACAGGUAGUAAAGGCUCAAAGAAGGCUACUGGAACAGCCAUUUCAAUUGGCAUUGGCAUACCUUCAGCGUCAACAGCCGCACCUAUUACACCCGCUGAAACAGCCGAGACAUCUGCAGAGGAGGAGGAGUAUUCUGAAGAGGACUCAAAUGGCAACAGAGUAGUCAAGACCAGAAAGAAGAAGCGUAGAGGACACAAGAAAUCUCACCGAUUCGAUUAUCGUCUUGUUGAAAAUAUGAGAACCUUGGAUGAUAUCACAAACGACCCUGCACCUGCUGCGAAUCUUGAAAUGCCCAUGUUUAGCUUCACCAAGGAUAUAGAUGGUAUUGUCUCCAAAGUGUUCAAGGAGAUGGAAGUCUUGCGAUCAGAAUCCAGAAAGAAGGACGAGGAAAGAAGCAAAAUGUCAAAGGAGGAAUUGGAAGCAUUGAAACUAAAAGAAGCUGCGGAGGAGCGUAUUGCCAGAGAAAAGAGAGAUGCAGCCAAGGCAAAAGAAGAAGAGAGACGACGAAAAGAACUUGAUGGGCAAGUUUUGGCAGAAUCCUCAAACGCUUUGCAAGUGCGCCUUGUGAAUGGUGAAAUUGUGCUUGAUACCGACUCGCUGGUAGUGGAAAGAACAGAAGGCCAAGUGAAUUACGGCGAUGAUCCCAUGGAAGUGGUUGAAGAAAACUCAAUGACCAGAAAAGUGAACAGCAUGACCUAUGGCAAACGAAAGCAAUCCAAUCGGUGGGACGAGUUCGAAACAGCAUUGUUCUAUGAUUGCCUUUCGCAGUUUGGCACUGAUUUCGAAAUGAUUGCAAACAUGAUGCCUGGCAGAACUCGAAAUCAGAUCAGAAUGAAGUUUAACAGAGAGGAGAGAUUGUGUCCUGAAAAGGUGACUGAAUACAUGAUCUCCAAACGAAAGCCAAUGGAUCUUGAAAAAUACAAGGAGAUGGCAGGCAUUGAGUUAGAGGCAGUACCCGAUGAUUUCCAUGAAAUGCAACUGGCAUGA
This is a messenger RNA of Mucor velutinosus, 2040 nucleotides long. RefSeq names its product mannosyltransferase (gene ALG1). NCBI's taxonomy places the organism in Eukaryota, Fungi, Mucoromycota, Mucoromycetes, Mucorales, Mucoraceae. The transcript has 3 exons. Gene Ontology annotation, molecular function: TFIIIC-class transcription factor complex binding. Bases 1 to 2040 code for a protein of 679 amino acids. Gene Ontology annotation, cellular component: transcription factor TFIIIB complex. Gene Ontology annotation, biological process: RNA polymerase III preinitiation complex assembly. The record is from RefSeq and is a predicted model, not a curated record.